AUGUCACAAGCUGUUAUUUCCCGGCCGGCUUCGGUCUUGAACGUCGCCCCGAAGUCCAGCCACGGAGGGCCCAAUCUUCCCGAGAUCCAACACCCGUUGUCCCGCCUCGGCAACCCGGAUAAACUCAAUGUCCGCGGCCUUUCCAGCCAGCAGGGCCAUCGGCCCUUCAGCAACCCCGUCAACGAGCCCCAGAUGAGCUUCGCGGCACCCCGUCUGUCCCUCUCUGCCGGGGCCAUGAGUGCCGGCGAGGCGGCCCGCCGAUCGCUCCCCAGGAUCCCCCGGCCCUUCGCCAACAUUCCCGAGGGAGUGGAGGUCAUGGAAGCUGAGGAUCAGACCAAGACAAGACUUCCAGUUUUCGGUUCCCGGGCUGAUUUGGCAAGUCGGGCAGACAACCGUGCUGUCAGCGUGGCAUCACGUAUGUCCAGACCAGAAACAAGAGUCAGACUUGAAGUUGAUGAGAUUGAGAUGAUACUCCGUGAGAAGGUCAAGAAGUCCUACUUUGAGCUGAGGAAGCUCUUUGUCUCAAACGACCCAGAAGGCCGAGGCAUUGUCAGUCGGGAAGCUCUCAAUCGUAUCCUGAUCACAUAUGCUGGUCGCUUCAUCAGUACAAAACAGUUCAACGCUCUUCUGGCAAGAUUUCGUCUCCAUGAGCACAAAGUCAUCAAACUGGAGGAGUUUUAUGCCUGCUUGAGAGAAACGGUCACUCGGAAUGAGAUGCCAGCCUGGAUGGAUCCCGUCAACAGAGGGCCUGGUGACAAGAUCACGAUGAGCGCCACACAGGUCCAUGCGCAGCUGAAGGAGAAAGCUAGACAAAGAUUUGUGGAUGUUGCCGAGAUGAUCCCACAGAUGAACCCUGGGGGCACCGGCCGCAUCCUCAAACCAGAGUUCAGGAACGUCCUCAACAAAAUGCUAUUCUUCAUGGAUGAGGAUGAGUUUGAGAAACUAUGGAGCAGGUAUGACACAGAUGGACUGGGCGUUAUCAAGGGAGAGCGACUGAUGAACAAAUUGGGUAUCAGUCUGCGAUCGGGAACAGCCAUGCCGGAUGGGGACGGCGUCGGCUUCAGAUUGGGGGCAGGUAGCCCUGAACUCAGCCCAAGAGGAUCAGCUAGGAGGCCUCGUCGGCUAGAAGUUGAGCGAUCCAAGUCGCUGGACAUUGAGCGAUGGCUGAAGGAUAAAUUCAGGCAGGGUUUCCACAAGAUGAAGAAAGACUUUGAGAAAUAUGACUACGAGAAGAAGGGAGAGGUGGAGUUGGCCAAGUUUCGUGAAGUUCUUGAGCGCUACGACCUCAAAUUGGACAAGUUGCAGCUGGAUGCCUUUCUGUCCCGCUGCAACCUUGCUGUUCACCCAAAGACGAGGUCCGUGUCGUACCUUGAUUUCCUGCAGCGGUUCCAGGAUCGUAGCGAUGCUGGUCUGCCGCACAAGAUCCUGCUGAAUCCUGAACAUAUGUAUAACCGGAGUGUGCGAGCCGACAGUCCCGGCGCGGCAACCAACGUGACGGCAGCAGAGGCUAAGAUGAUGGGUCUCUUCCAGACUGACUUCCUUGCUCUUCUUGGUGUGUUCCACAAAAUUGACAAGCUGAGGACCAACGUGAUCAGCCAGCAGGAGUUCCGUGCGGCCAUCCAGAGCCGAUAUGAUGUCGACAUGAGUGAUGAGGAAUUUGGAAUGUUUAUAGACAGUUUGCCGCUUGAUGAUGAGGGAAAUGUGAAGUACGUUGACUUCAUGGCCGACUUUGACACAAGGGGUGGAGUGGCACCCAGUCUUCUGGAUACCAAGUCUGUCUACAGGUCCUCAAGUCCCGAGGGUGCGGCCAUGGACCAGGGACCUCCAGGACUUAGAGACAGCUUCGAGGAAGCCAUGGACUUUGAGGAUUUCAAAAAGGGGAGACCUCUCAAAGAAAUUUCAGCUGCCGUUAAGGCACUCCUACGUGAUCGCUUCACAGAAGUUGAAGAAGCUUUCCGUGAACUAGAUGAACAAAACUCAAAACACAUGUCGCAAGAGAUGAUGUACCGAAUGUUCAAGAAAUUGAACAUGAAGCCGGAGAUCACAAGAGGUGAGAUCCGUCGUCUCUGGGACACCUUCAUCACCUCCCAGAACCGAACCUACAGCUUCUUGGAGUUCAUCCGCCAUUUUGGCUACUCCAUGAAAUCGGCUGCCUUCCCUAACGCAAAGGUCUCCCCGCCCAAGAGAGGGGAUUCAGACUUCCUCAUCAGGUCGAGGAAGCUCAACUGUGCUGCCGAUAUGCUUGAGGAUAACCUUAGGUCAAAGGUUGAUUACAUGUGGGAUGAUCUAAGGAAGGAGUUCUUGGGUCUGGAUGUUUACGGUACCGGCUUUGUAAGCAAGGAGGAAUUCCGAGAUGUCUUGCAAGAACUCUGUGUGCAUCUCAGUGCUUAUGAGCUUGAUGCCCUGAGUAGUAAAUUUGAAAUCAACCAUGACGGCAGAGUCUCAUAUGUUGAGUUUCUGAAACCAUUUGCCAUGCGGAAGCAGACCCAUCGCUAUGGCAACAACAUGCUGUCAUUGCUGACCCACCCGCAGGCCGAGGUGCCUAUUGCUCCAAUCGUCAAUGAACCGAGCAAGGGGCUGAGUGGUAUCACGGCACGACUCAGACAGAGGUUGGUGGGCGACUGGAGAACCCUCCGGCGCGCCUUCAAGAAGAUUGACCUGGGCCACACGGGCUACUUGUCCCUGCCGGAGUUCCGCAACGUCCUGCGGCUCUGCAACACGAUACUGGACGAGGAUGAGGUCUACCACGUCAUGUCCGAGUUUGACGAGAAGAUGGACGGCAAGAUCAACUACAACAAGUUCCUGACAGAGACCUUCAACGCCGACGUCAAGGCGCCCUGAAGAUUUGAACCCUACCUCAUUUGACUACGUGUGAACCGAGUUUGAAUACGAGUUGAAUUGUGUUCAACAUUUGCGGCAAAAAUGUGAUAUCACAAAUUUUCCUGUCUGCUUUUUUUGGUCCAGUAAUGUUCAUAGCUAACAUGUACGUAUAUACAAUGUAUCUCUUUAUAGAACAUGCGUGUGUGAAUUUGCCAGAAUUGUCACAAGAUUGACAUAAAUUGCAUAAUACUUUAACGAUGGCAAAUGAAAUUUGUAUGAUCUGCUUCUCGCUGAAUUGGACAAUCAUGAAAGUAUUGCUCGGAUAAAAUGAGUAUUCCUUAGAUAUACUGUUAAUCAAGUUGCAUUAUAUCUGGCUUUUAGCAACUUUCUUUUUAAUGUAUAGAUGUACUAGUUUUUCUGUUGAUGCUUAUCUCAUUAGGUAUACUCAAAGCAGUUUACAUUGUCAAGGGAGGGUGGGGGGG
Patiria miniata (bat star) is the source of this 3302-nucleotide messenger RNA. RefSeq names its product EF-hand calcium-binding domain-containing protein 6-like. NCBI's taxonomy places the organism in Eukaryota, Metazoa, Echinodermata, Asteroidea, Valvatida, Asterinidae. Bases 1 to 2841 code for a protein of 946 amino acids. Gene Ontology annotation, molecular function: calcium ion binding. The record is from RefSeq and is a predicted model, not a curated record. The transcript has 16 exons.